ACUCCUCCUCGGCAAGUGAGUGCAGGCAUUUAUUUGUCUUCGUCUUCGGCGGUGUUAUUUGCUCUCUUCGUCUUUUCUUCGUUGUAACCUUUGUGUGUCUUUGUUUGUGUUUUUGUGUUGUAAACUGCUAUGGCUGCUUUUCUAGGCAAUAAGCUGGUGCAGAUCGGCACCAAGAUUGUGGGUGUGGGCCGCAACUAUGCUGCUCAUAUUCAAGAGAUGGGCGCUGUCGUUCCCAAGGAACCUUUGAUUUUUUUGAAGCCAACGUCGUCGUAUGUUAGGGAAGGAGGAGCUGUUGAAAUUCCGCCAUCGUGUACAUUUCUUGACCAUGAGGUAGAGCUUGGGGUUGUGAUUGGCAAGAAAGGUCGAGAUAUUCAGGAAUCGCAAGCUAUGGAUCAUGUUUCUGGUUAUGCUUUAGCGCUGGACAUGACUGCAAGAGAAUUGCAAGCCACCGCUAAGAAGCAGGGCCUUCCGUGGACAUUAGCUAAAGGAUACGACACUUUCACACCUAUUGGUAAUUUUAUUCCUAAAAAGCAGGUGCCAAAUCACAGUAACCUGGAGUUGUGGCUCGAGGUAGAUGGACAGUUAAGACAGAAAGGCAAUACAAGUGACAUGAUUUUCAGCAUCCCAACCCUUAUUAGCUAUAUCAGCACCAUUAUGACUCUGAAUGAAGGGGACAUUAUACUCACGGGUACUCCUUCAGGUGUGGGUCCUGUGAAGGCUGAUCAAUAUAUGAAGGCUGGCAUCACAGGCCUAGUAGAGAUGUCAUUCAAAGUGAAGUCACGGAAGCCUCUGCGCGUGUAAUGCAUCAACAAACUUAGAAGUCAACUUUCAAUGAUCACCAGGAAUGCAACAUGAUUCAGCUCCUAUUAGCCUAUCUGAAUCUCAGACAGACGGACGAUUCGCUGUGUAAAAAUCAGUUGUUAAUUAGGUGGGACACUCUUUUAAGAUUAUUUAGUUGCUCGGAUGUGUUGAAUUGAAAUGCCCUAAAUCUAGUAUCUCCCAACCGAAAUGGUGGAUUUGAGAUGCGGAGCUACCAUGAACCCUUAGGGCACUGUUGGCAAGUGUGUUAACUGUUGUGGGGGUGUUACUUGAAGAAUGAAGCAGGUAUCUUCAACAGACUAUCAGUUCUUCUGAAUGCUACAGAAGUUAUCAACUGUGACGUUAUGCAUAAGUAAAAGAUUAUGGUUAUCACAUUUUUUUGCAAUG
Messenger RNA from Physcomitrium patens, 1206 nucleotides. RefSeq names its product oxaloacetate tautomerase FAHD1, mitochondrial. Gene Ontology annotation, molecular function: acetylpyruvate hydrolase activity. Lineage: Eukaryota; Viridiplantae; Streptophyta; Bryopsida; Funariales; Funariaceae. The record is from RefSeq and is a predicted model, not a curated record. Gene Ontology annotation, cellular component: mitochondrion.